This is a messenger RNA of Carassius gibelio (silver crucian carp), 3831 nucleotides long. It is a transcript of the gene cdkn2d, whose product is annotated as cyclin-dependent kinase inhibitor 2D (p19, inhibits CDK4). Gene Ontology annotation, cellular component: nucleus. The record is from RefSeq and is a predicted model, not a curated record. NCBI's taxonomy places the organism in Eukaryota, Metazoa, Chordata, Actinopteri, Cypriniformes, Cyprinidae. Gene Ontology annotation, molecular function: cyclin-dependent protein serine/threonine kinase inhibitor activity; protein kinase binding. The coding region runs from base 2910 to 3413 and encodes 167 amino acids. The transcript has 6 exons. Gene Ontology annotation, biological process: negative regulation of cell population proliferation; regulation of cyclin-dependent protein serine/threonine kinase activity.
GUUGGUCUAAAUCACAAUAUAAAUCCAACAGAAUUGUGCUUUUCUGUAUAUGAAAAUCAGUGGUGUUAUGUUUAAAAUGUUAAAAAGCUCAGCAGGAGGGCACUGUAAAUCUUGUUGCUGAAACCUUCUUAAAAAACACAUACCCACCAGGGAAUUUUUUUAUAGGUUACUUUUAUCAUUUUGUAUAAGCAGAAACACCCAUGUCAUACUGAUAAAGUAUAUAUCCAAUAUGGUAUCUUGUUUUGGAAGGCACCCUUCCAAAACACCACUUUUUUUUUUUUUUUUUUCAAAACACCACUUAUACACACAUUUAAACGCGAUCAAGUAAGCAAUCGCCACGUGAUCUGCCAUGACUGACGUAAUUGCAGCAAACUACGGGAGCCACAACGUGUCCGGCUUCAUAUCUCCGCUUGCAGCUCCUCCCCACCUGCACGCGGCUACUCUCGCCGAUCGGUUGCAUCCAGCCGCAGCCGAUGUCGAACACACCUUUUAUAUUAACUCUCCGCUAAACGCGGGGAUGUUAUUAACUCUACUUUAAACUUGUUUAACACUGAUCCUGUGGUUUUAUACGCGUUAGAGCAUGUCUGCUUCAGCCGUGUUCGUGCUGGAUCUCAAGGGGAAGGUGCUGAUACGCCGUAAUGUUGACAUGACACAGAUCGACCACUUCUUCACCCUGCUAAUGCAACAGGAAGAGGAGGGGCUUCUCCGCCCUGUGAUGUCACAAGGCAACGUCCACUUCACGUCAGGUUUGAUCGUGUGUGAUUGUGUAUCGUUCGGUGUUCACGGAGUACUUCAAGGAGCUGGAGGAGGAGAGCAUUCAGGAUAACUUCGUGGUGGUGUACGAGCUGCUGGACGAGCUCAUGGACUUCGGUUUCCCACAGACGACAGACAGCAAGAUCCUUCAGGAGUACAUCACGCAGCAGGGGAACAAGCUGGAGGUGGCCAAGACCAAAGUGCCCACCACGGUCACCAACGCCGUGUCCUGGAGAUCUGAGGGCAUCAAAUACAAGAAGAACGAGGUCUUCAUCGACGUCAUCGAGGGAGGAAAGGAGUUUCUGAUGCGUGCACACUUCUGUCUGCCGAGUGUAGAGAACGACGAGCUCGAGGGAAGACCUCCGAUCACCGUUUGAGAUCCUGUGUUUCACUGUGUCCGGUAUUCAGGUGACUUCACAUGUGUUCCCAUCCACCAUCUCCCUGUUUACACUCUUCACCCUGUUUACUGUUCUGAUUAAAGACAUCGUUCACCCAAGAAUGAAUAUUCUGUCAUUAAUGACUUGCCCUCAUGUGUUUCCAAACCUGUAAGAGCUUGGUUCAUCUUCAGAACACAAAUGAAGAUAUUUGUGAUGAACUCCGAGAGCUCUCUGAGUCUCCAGAGACAGAAGGAUCCUAACACCAUCAAGACUCAGAAACACAGCAAGGACAUGUGAAAUGUGUGUAUGAUCAGUUGUGAAACUCUUAUAUUGUGAAGGUCAUGAAGAUCAUUGAGAAGAGAGGCUCUCAGGAGCUGCCCUCACUCGCUCGGAGGUCAGCGCAUUACGCCUAUUAUUCACACAAACAACAGUGUUAAACAUGCUUCUGCUCAAUCAAAUAUCUGUCUAUUAAAAUGCUCUUUUUGUCUAUAGUGUAUUACCACAUUGCUAUUUAUAAUUAUUUGUGUUACUAGUGUUUAUAUAACCUUAAAUUAUACGCAUGUCUGUACUAUGUCUGUACUUUCUGUACUGGAAGCUCCUGACACCAAGACAGAUUCCUGUGCAUGUUUGUGUGUGUGUGUGUGUUUGUGAGUGUGUGUGUGUGUGUGUGUGUGUGUGUGUGUUUGUGAGUGUGUGUGUGUGAACCUAAAAUACUAAAUAUAAAUACCGACAUAAAUACAAAAACACUUACAGUCGAUAUCUAGCAGAAGUCAGAAAGAGCAAACAUGUUUACACACACAAUGAAUCCGGUGCAGAAGGAAGUACAGACGGUGCAGAUGUAUACGCUAUUACACUAAUAUAAGAAGAAGAAUGCACUAUAUACAGAAGCAGAAAUAUGGGGGGGGGGGGGGGGGUAAAUUAAUGUAGAUAUGUUAAGUGUGCAGGUAUAUUAUUUACAAAUUAUCUCACAAAGCAGGCUUUUAAAAAAGACUGUUGGUUGAUGUAUACCGGAUGAUGUGUAGAGGAUGAUUGGUAUUAAUUAUCAUCAUGUAAUAGUAUUUAUAUAUCCAUGUGUUUCAGAUUACCAGCUGAGGACAAACAGUUUAUGAGACGUGGCUGAAAACUACACAGCAAUCUGUGGUAGAAGUUUAUUAAAUGUUUUUAGUAGUGGGUUUUAUCCUCUGAGAAUUUCAUUAGAAAAAAAUUAUUGUAUAAAUCGUUAAUCUUGAAUGUAAACACACCCAGCAUUUCAGUCAUUUUCUAAAGUGCUUUUUGCACCAGAUCAUGGAAUAUGUUUUCAAUCAUUUCUGUUUAUUUUUGCAAUAAAUGUAAUAUAUUUGUCCUGGAAUAACUGAUAUAUCUAAAUAUGUUUAUUAACAUGAGCGUGUGUUGGCACGAAAGCCCGCUCUUUUCCGCGCGCUCUCUCUCUCUCUCUCUCUCUCUCUCUCUCUCUCAGUGAAUGAACGCAACAGUUUACAAAAUAAACCUUCUCAAAUCGCCCGCCUUCUGCGCUCUACUUCCUCAUUGGUCGCUGGCGCAGUUGCCACGGUGAUACUGUAGCAACGCCUAUCGGCACUCCUCCCUUUUGUCCAAUUAUGGCAGCCGCGUUGGUGUGUGUGAGCGCUGAUUGGCUGCGGCGCUGUUGUCGGUCAGGCGCGCGAUGUGAAGGCGCUCAGCGCGUUUAUUUCAGAUUGUUUUGACGGAUUCCAGUAAACAGAUAAACAGCCAACGGUCGCUCAUUUGCGGACUGACGCACACAGACAGCGAUCUCCUCAGAGGAUGGUUGUGGACGGGUUCGGCCGCGGGAAGAGUCUCAGCGCGGCGGCGGCGCGGGGGAAUGUGGACGCGGUGCGGCGGAUGUUGCAGGAUCACCGGCUCCAACCGGACACGCUCAACGAGUUCGGGAAAACCGCACUGCAGGUGAUGAUGAUGGGCUGCACCAGUGUGGCUCGUGUGCUGCUGGACCACGGAGCUGACCCUAAUGUCCAGGACCGCUGUGGAGUGACCCCUGCACAUGAUGCGGCCCGCACCGGGUUCCUGGACACACUGAGGGUUCUGGUGGAGCACGGGGCCUCUGUUAACGUCCCUGACCACAGCGGAGCCCUGCCCCUCCACACGGCCGUCCGCGAGGGCCACAGGGACGUGGUGGAGUACCUGGCCCCACUCUCUGACCUCGGGCACCGGGACGGCCGUGGGGUCACCGCUCUGGACGCGGCCCGGGACGCUUGCGCUCUGGAGAUGGUGGAGCUGUUAGAGCGUCUGAUGGGGACCAGUUCACACUGAAGAACUGUACGCCUCGACUCAUGAGAGGCUUGUAUUUAUAUCAAUCUGUUGGAUGUUUGAGUAGUUGGUAGUUGAACUCAUCACAUGUAGCACUGGUUUUGCACAGAGCGGAUCCGGGACGGCUCUCCUCGAGCGGGUCUGCAGGCACACCUGUAAAUAACACUUUCUUUGGUAUCUUACAAAACAUUUCUGUGCAGAAACUUGAACUGUUAACAGUUUUAUUCUUGUGAAAUUAUUUCUUGCCAUCCGCGCACUGAUGAAUUCUUGCUUUGCGUGUAAGUUUGCUCGGAUUAAUGUCUGUAAAUAACAUUUUAUGAAUUUAUUUGACCUAUUUAUUGAAGAAUUGUAUAUUAACGUUUGUUUACCGUGGUAUUUCAGAUGUUAUUUAUUAAAGUGUUUAAUAAACUGAAAGAACUAA